Molecule: messenger RNA, 1971 nt
Organism: Selaginella moellendorffii
Lineage: Eukaryota; Viridiplantae; Streptophyta; Lycopodiopsida; Selaginellales; Selaginellaceae
Product: 4-coumarate--CoA ligase-like 7
Exons: 6
Coding region: 93-1934 (613 amino acids)
Molecular function (GO): CoA-ligase activity
Source: RefSeq, a predicted model, not a curated record
AUUAAGCCAUGGCUUUCCCGCAAUAGGUCGUCGAACCCUCGAUCGCCACUCCGGGACCGAAGAAGAAGAGCGCCAAGAGGGAGUGCUCGGCUAUGGCGCGAUCCGGUGUUCUUCGGCGCUGCGCAUCCGGCGUCGCGAAUUGGAGGCGGCAGAGCAUCGUCGCAGGUGCUAGUCUUAAUCUCCCCUCUUUCUCCACGGCGGAGCAGGGAUCUCCUCCUCUCGCACCCCGCCAUGGCGCGGUGGCAAGAUUUCUAGGUUUUCAACCCGGCGGCAUUGCGCUGCGGAGGAAUCUCUGCACGGGCACGACUCUUGGAUCGGCCGCGGCGGAGGAAUGCAUCAAUGCGGCUCCGGCGCCAGCGCCAUACAGCCCCGCCACUGGCACGUAUUCCAGCGCCCGCCCGCCGCUCAAGAUGCCCGAGGAUCCGUGCAUGGACGUCACCACAUUCGUGAUGAGCGGCAAGGACAAUCUCGCGGACAAGCCGGCGCUGAUCGAUGCGAAGACCGGCCACACCAUGACUUACUCGCAGCUCCAGCACGCGAUCUGCUCGGUGGAGCUGGGACUGGUCAGUAUCGGUGUCCGUCAGGGAGAUGUGGUGAUGCUCGUGUCCCGGAACUCCGUCCACUAUCCAGUGGCAUUCCUGGCGACCACAUCGGUGGGAGGAGUUCUCGCGACGCUCAAUCCACUGACGUCGGCCGGGGAGGCGAAGAAACAGGCCGAGGCAGCGGGAGCUCGGUUCGUCAUCGUGGAGGAGGAGUUCGUGGACAAGGUGGCGGAGCUCGGGGUGCCACUGGUGAUCAUCGAGAAGGGCGACAAGAUCAAAGUUGGCUCCACGGAGGUUGCCUUUUCGGAUCUCCUGGCGUCGGAUCCUUCGUGCAGCAGCGCUCCGGAGACGAAGAUCAGCCAGGACGAUCCGGCUCUCGUGCUCUACUCUGCCGGAACUACAGGGCCGAGCAAAGGGGUGGUGCUAAGCCACAAGAACAUCAUCGCCCAGUUACUCCAGCUCUCGGUGCUCGGAGAGACGGACGCAGGGACGCAUCUGUGCUGUCUGCCGAUGUCUCAUGUGUUUGGCUUGGUGGUGAUCACGCUCCAGCAGUUGUACAGAGGAGCUACGGUGGUGGUGAUGCCCAAGCUCGACAUGAACGACGCUCCAAACUUGAUCUCGGCUCACAAAGUCACUCACCUCUACGCGCUUCCUAACACCAUCGCGGGCAUUCUCAAGAUAAUGACGACAAGUACUUCCCCAGGUAGUUUUAGUUCUCUUCAACGUGUUCUGUGCGGUGGAGCUCCCCUGCGCAAGGAAGUGAUCGAGGAGUUCUGCAAGCAAGUUCCCGAUGCUUCCUUUGUUCAGAUUUAUGGAUUGACAGAGGCCACCGGAGCAGUGGCACUGAAUAAUCUGAAAGAAGAUCAAUUCCCAGACUCUGUCGGUACUCUUCUCUCUGGAAUUGAGGCCAAGAUCCUGAAUGGCGAUAAAGAGCCUUUGGGUCCAAAUAACCAAGGAGAGCUUCAUGUCCGUGGACCAAACGUCAUGAAAGGCUACUUCAAAGGUGUUGACGAGACUUUGGAUCAAGAUGGUUGGCUGAGCACUGGCGACCUCGUGAGUUUCGACGAAGAAGGUAGAAUGUUCGUCAUUGAUCGGAUCAAGUACAAGUCUCACCAGGUUGCUCCAGUCGAGCUAGAAGCGAUUUUGCUUUCCCACCCUUGCAUAGUAGAUGCUGCAGUUGUCCCAGCUCCGGGUGAGGAGGCGGGGCAAGUUCCAGUAGCAUUUGUUGUACAAUCUCCGGAUGGUAAUCUCACCGAGAACCGAGUGAAGGAGUUCCUAGCUGAGAGAGUUGCUCCAUACAAGAAGGUACAACAAGUGUUAUUCGUAGACGAGAUUCCAAAGACAGGCUCGGGAAAAAUUCUACGUGGGGAUUUGCUCCAGAGACAUUUGUGAUAGAAAUAAGGAAAGCUCCAUCUAUUUUUUUUGGUUA